Branchiostoma floridae (Florida lancelet) is the source of this 1497-nucleotide messenger RNA. RefSeq names its product nicotinamide N-methyltransferase-like. The transcript is spliced from 7 exons. Gene Ontology annotation, molecular function: N-methyltransferase activity. The record is from RefSeq and is a predicted model, not a curated record. Gene Ontology annotation, cellular component: cytosol. Lineage: Eukaryota; Metazoa; Chordata; Leptocardii; Amphioxiformes; Branchiostomatidae. Bases 93 to 866 code for a protein of 257 amino acids.
UGGUGUUGUACGGUCGAAACUUCUACACGUUCACACAGCGCCUACCUCUGAGUCUCACUGCAGACGAUACAAGCUCGAAACUGGAGGUAACCAUGGCUACGGGUGGCAAGGUACCCUGGGGCAGAGAGUACUUGAACGAGUUUUUCAUCACUUUGGACGCAGACAUCAAUAAUGAGGAAGGAGAGGGUUCUAUGAAAACCAUGGAAUUCUUCCACGAUGUGUUCGGUGGCGGGUCCUAUAGUGGUCGUCUGAUAGACAUCGGAUCUGGUUCUACAUUUUACCAGGUUAUCAGCGCAAGCAAGUUCUUCUCGGAGAUCGUGUGUUCCGAUUACGACAAGGAUGCGAGGACUGAGCUCGAGAAGUGGCUUAAGAAGGAUAAAAACGCCUUUGAUUGGACAUCUUACUUCCAAUACUACCUAGACCUAGAAGGAAGCAGUGAAAAGAUUGAGGACCGUGAACAGAAGCUCCGCCAAGCGGUCAAGGCGGUAGUGCACUGCGACGUGCAUCAACCCAACCCUACUUACCCUCUGACCUUUGAACCAUUUGAUGUGGUGACCUCAGCUUUUUGUGUAGAGGCUGCCAGCCCAGAUAGAGCAGCAUAUGCUAAAGCGGUGGCAAACAUAUCGACUCUUUCGAAACCAGGAGGGACCAUUGUCUUUGCGACUUACAUUGGGGCAACCUUCUGCAAUAUCGGAGGUGUAAAAGCGAAGCUUCUUCCUAUUGAAGUGGAAUUCGUGGUGCAGACCUUCAAAGACGCAGGUUUCUCCGACUUCAAUACUUUCUUCUACCCAUCUCCGGAGAGGGAAGAGUCAAAGAUAACCGACGUUAAGGGGAUCCUACUGUUCACUGCCAAGAAAAGUGGCUGAAAACUGUGAAGCUUUUGACAAGGCCGAGAAGGGGAAAUAUCUAAGAGGUAGCUGUAAGAAAAAUAGUGAUGUUCAACAGUAUAUUAAUACAAAUAUGCACACGUAUUAUAUAUUGUCCGUAUUCUAUUAUAUCAUGUGAAGCUUUUGUGAUAAGGCUAGAACAUGUAUUACCUGAUAGGUAGAUGUUAGAAAAAUAGUGAUGUUCAACAGUAUAUUAUAUAAUUCUACGUAUUCUAUCUUAAGCAUCAGUUACACUCACUACAUGUAUAACUUAUACGGAAAUUCCCCGAUUGGCUUGUUACAGCUUGUUUACAGAAGUUAGGUAUUAUUUCUUCACACUCUCUCAUUAGUUUUAUGUUAUGUUAUGUUAUGAUUGGCAACGAAUUUGAUUUUAUUGAAUUAAUUGAACACACUGUUGAAGUAUAAGAUACUAGACAACAUUUCAGAUAUAGAACAAUAAACAUAGAGGCAUCCUACUUAACAAGCCAGCGAUAAUGACAGUGGUUCACGAUUUCCUAUAUACUUAUGCAUGUUUAGGGUUUUUCACAAAUACUCCUGCAUUGGGAAUGGUGUAGUAAAUAAAAAAAAAUAAUGUAAUAGAGAAUAAACGGAGUUACAUCCAAAACAAUGA